This is a messenger RNA of Vicia villosa (hairy vetch), 2838 nucleotides long. RefSeq lists its product as uncharacterized. The record is from RefSeq and is a predicted model, not a curated record. Gene Ontology annotation, molecular function: aspartic-type endopeptidase activity. Gene Ontology annotation, biological process: proteolysis. NCBI's taxonomy places the organism in Eukaryota, Viridiplantae, Streptophyta, Magnoliopsida, Fabales, Fabaceae. Bases 1 to 2838 code for a protein of 945 amino acids. The transcript has 4 exons.
AUGGAUCAGUUAAGGGAUGAUCUUUUCCAGAUGAGAACUCAGGUUAAUGCUCAGAUGGCUCAGUUCAUGGAAGUCAUGCAAGGCAUGGCUGACCACCAAGAAGAGCUCAGAAUCAGGAUGGACACAGUUGCUCAGGUUGUUGCGGACCCCCCGCAAAGAAAUUCUGCUGAUAUUCGUGUCAAUGGUGAACCUGUGAAUGGAGGACCUGGUGUAAUUCCUCCUGCUUCUAAUCAAGGUAAUCCCCGUGGGCCUCCCCAGCCUACUCCUGAAGGACAAACCACACAACAAAUCAGAAGGGCUGCUGCUAUCCCCGUGUUGGAAGAGGAUCGACACGAAGACUUGUUUCCUGAAAGUGAAUGGGGACUUCCACAUGAUGCUGGAAGGAUUUUUAGAGGUCUGGAGGAAAGGAUGAGGGUAAUGGAAGGCCAAGGACUUGGUAUGGACAUCAGUGAUUUGGGAUUAGUUCCUGGCGUCCAUGUGCCACCGAAGUUCAAGGUACCUGAUUUUGAGAAAUACAAGGGGAAUACUUGUCCUAAGACACAUGUCCGAGCUUACUAUCGCAAAAUGCAUUUACAGAACCUAUCCCAGAAGACUAAUGAGUCCUUCAAGGAAUAUGCGCAGAAAUGGCGCGAGUUGGCGGCUAGAGUCCAACCACCUAUGCUGGAAAGAGAGAUGAUGGAUAUGUUCACCAAUACUUUGGAAGACCAAUAUUACUCCGCCUGCUCUGCAUCCUCGAGCUUCGCCGAGUUGGUCAUGAUCGGUGAACGUAUUGAAAGUGGGAUUAAGGCUGGUAGAAUACAGAAUCCAAGUGUUGCUAGAUCCUCCUCUGGGGCAGGGGGGAAGAAACCAUAUAACGGAUUUUCUAAGAAAAGAGAGGGUGAAACAAGUGCUGCUUACUAUGGUAAAGGCAAAGGCCAUGCUUAUCAACAAGUAGCCGCUAUGACCAUACCGAAUGCUCCUCUUCAACAACAACAACAACAACAACAGCAGAGGUAUCCUCCGCGUCAGUAUCAGCAAAAGCCGAGAGCACCAAGAAAUUUUGAUCCCAUACCUAUGACAUAUGCACAACUACUUGCUCAUAUUUUACAUCGUGAGUUGGUGCAACUUCGUACCAUGGGCCCUCCACCUGCUAAGCUCCCUCCUAACUAUGAUGCUAAUGCUCACUGUGAUUUUCAUUCCGGGGCUGCUGGUCAUGAUAUUGAACAUUGCAUUGGAUUCAUGCAUAAAGUACAAGAUCUGAUUGAUUCAAAGGCUAUUGAGUUCACCCCUACUCAAGGGCCUAACGUUGUUCAGAACCCUAUGCCUCCCCAUGGAACUCAUGCUGCAAAUGCCAUCGAGGUUGUUGAAGACGCUCGCUUGGUCAAGGAUGUGACCGAAUUGGGCUCUCUGUUGCCAUUAUUGAAGAUAGAAUUAUUGAGGAUGGGUCUAUACUCUGGUUGUGGAGAAUUAUGUACUGAUUGCAUGGCCAUUUCCUCAGUUUGUGACAAGGUGAAAAGUGGGAUUCAACAGUUGAUAGAUAAUGGGUAUCUACAGUUUGAGCAUGUGCGACAUCCUGAAUUAGUCAAGAAUGAGGUCAAUGUGGUAUCCAUCCCGUAUACUCCUGCUAAGAUUCCAGUUCCUGCCAGAGCACCGCCUUUGGUCAUUACAUUGCCUGGUCCCGUCCCGUAUACUAGUGAAAGAGCAAUCCCAUGGAAUUAUGGGGCAGAAGUUUUCUACCAAGGGACCAAGCAUGAGAUCGAAAUUCCAGUUGAGAAAAAAGAUGUGGACAAUGUUGUUGGCAUUGGGCGGCUGACAAGGAGUGGUCGUAUUUUCAAUCCUCCCCAGAAUACUCGCGAUGAUAAUAUAGAAGCUCUAGCUCAAGCAAAAGGGAAAAGAGUGGUAGAAGAUACAGUGGAUCAGGGGCAAAGCUCUAACUCUGAAGACACUGUGGCCAAAGAGAUGGAAGAGUUCCUAAAGAUCAUCAAGAAAAGUGAGUAUAAAGUGGUUGACCAACUGAGUCAAACUCAAUCAAAGAUUUCGAUUUUGCAGUUGCUCUUGUGUUCGGAGACACAUCGAAAUGCUUUGUUGAGACUUCUAAGUGCUGCCUUCGUCCCUCCGGAAAUCUCAGUGAAUCAACUUGAAGGAGUGGUGUCAAACAUCAAUGCUGGUAAUGGAUUGGGAUUCACCGAUGCAGACUUGCCUUCUGAAGGUAGAAACCACAAUAGAGCUUUGCAUAUAUCAGUGGAGUGUAAAGGGACUAUGUUAUCACGUGUUCUCGUGGAUACUGGAUCUUCUUUGAAUGUAUUACCGAAAUCGUCUUUGAUGAGGCUAGAUUAUUCUGGCGUUGAGAUAAGGCCGAGUGAAUUGACGUUGUCUCCUAGGACGCCCAUGGAUCCAUGCUGCUGGGGCCGUGACUUCCAUAUUGCAUCAGAAACUCAAAUUCGCGACUCAAGGAAAGAUAGUCACAAUAUGUGGGGAGGAAGAAUACGUGGUAAGCCAUCUUGCGUCCUUCAGUUGAAGGCUCCCAUGUCUUCACUAAAGGAAGCUAAAGGUGUGGUUGAAUCUGGUCAUCCUGAAGGAUGGGGCCGAGUCUUGGAUUUACCAAUCAAGCAGGAUAAAUGUGGGAUUGGAUAUCAGUUGGGUCAGAGUUCAUCUAAUGAGGCCCCCAAGAAGCCCGGAACCUUCGUUCCGAUCAAGUUCUCUAGUGCUGGCAUCGUCAAAUAUCAUAUCUGUGCUGCUGAUGAUGAUAUGGAUAGCGAUUAUGACAUUGAAGAAUGGAUCAAGCCGUGUGUCCCAAGACAGAAGCUUCUCAACUGGUCGUCCGAGGACAUCAUCUCAAUUGCUUUUGAUCAAGAGUAA